UUGAAGUCAGCGGAGUGAAGAAAGGAGUGGAGUGGAAGGACGGAGUUUCCAGCUUUAACUCUUGAAACACUGAUUUCAGACGCUGUUAUUACGCAGACGGGAGCGUUAUAACAUCACUGUAGGUUCUAAUAGAGAUGAAAAAUAAACUUUAGAGGUGUUACGUUGUCGGGGGGCACUCAAAGGUUGACGGGACAGUCCGUUGAGGGCUCAACAUGGAUGUCGGGGGAGCAACGGUUCGGCUCUAAGGAGGAAUUAAGGCCAUUUCUGGGUUAUUUCUGGUUUGUCUGACGGAGCUGAGGAGGAUUUUGAGGCGACAGCCUACUUACCAGGCUUAAACGUCGAUCUGUGAAUUGUUUUGGCUACUAGCAAAGAUGUUAAGACUUUGGAGACGAGAUGUGCCACUCUCAGAGAGGCUCGGGGAGGACUCUCCUCUGGCUGCAGCACCCAGUCUCCCUCUAACUGCUGCCCCUGCAGGCCCAAACAUCUCAUGGCUCCCUGAAGCCCCUCUGCUGACGCCAGACCAACCUAUUUUCCUCAUGACUCCUGCGGCUCAGGCUGUGUCUGGCUUCUUCGUGUGGACGGCACUCAUCCUCACUUGUCACCAGAUCUACAUGCACUUGCGUUUCUACAGCUCUCCCAGGGAGCAGCGCCACAUUGUGCGGAUCCUCUUUAUUGUUCCGAUCUACGCCUUUGACUCUUGGCUCAGCCUCCUCUUCUUCACUAACGACCAGUACUACGUGUACUUUGACACUGUCAGGGACUGCUAUGAGGCUUUUGUGAUAUACAACUUCCUGAGUCUGUGCUAUGAAUACCUGGGAGGAGAGAGUGCCAUCAUGGCUGAAAUCAGAGGAAAACCCAUUGAGUCCAGCUGUAUGUAUGGUACCUGCUGUCUGAGAGGAAAGGCUUACUCCAUUGGCUUCUUACGGUUCUGUAAGCAGGCCACGCUGCAGUUCUGCGUGGUCAAACCACUCAUGGCAAUCAUCACUGUCAUCCUGCAGGCCUACGGCAAAUAUAAGGACGGAGACUUCAACGUAGCUAGUGGUUACCUGUAUGUGACCAUCAUCUAUAACAUCUCCGUCAGCCUGUCUCUCUAUGCGCUCUUCCUCUUUUACUUCUCCACGCGGGAGCUUCUGCGCCCUUUCAGCCCUAUGCUCAAGUUCUUCAUGGUCAAAUCAGUUAUCUUCCUCUCCUUCUGGCAGGGCAUGUUGCUCGCUAUUCUGGAGAAGUGUGGGGCGAUCCCUCAGAUCAACUCAGUGGAGGUGUCCGUUGGUGAGGGUACAGUUGCAGCUGGUUACCAGAACUUUAUUAUUUGCAUCGAGAUGUUCUUCGCUGCACUAGCUCUGCGCCACGCUUUCACAUACAGAGUCUACAUGGACAAGAGUCUAGAUUUGCAAGGUCGGUGUGCUCCUAUGAAGAGCAUCUCCAGCAGCCUGAAGGAAACCAUGAGCCCAGGCGACAUGGUCCAGGACGCCAUCCACAACUUCUCCCCGGCUUACCAGCAGUACACACAGCAGUCCACGCUGGAGCAGGGGGCGCCGCCACCCGUGUCCCGCAUCCACAGCACCGUGGGAAGCCGCGGUGACACAGAGAAGACUCUCCUUCUUAGCUCUGAUGAUGAAUUCUAGAGCUAGAAGCAAAUUUGACUGUUUCAACAGCGAAUGGUACUUCAGUUGGACCAUCCUCUCCAGUCGGGGAGGUUUCACUCUGAGACUGAUUGAUCAUUCAAGGACCUUUCUGCAGAGACAUUUCUGCACCCACAUUUCACAAAGCAUCUAAUUUGGUGCCAACUCUUUGUGGUGGUUUGAUGUUAAAACCAGAAUACGAAGUGUUGUGUCUGUUUUUGGAAACGGUGUGAGUCACACUCAGACGAACUGAAUCAUACUUGACUUUUGUCCUGAGAAGAUGCUUAAAUUCACAUUUCAGCUCAGUCAUGUUUCCUCUGCUCUAAUGUGUUACUCAGUGGCAGUGUGAUUGAAUUUAUGGAUGUUUUUAGUCCUUAAUCUGGGUUAGUUCGAAGGCGUAAAGUCCUUUCUGUUUCCAGAUGUUCUCUCGUUGUCAUGAAACACUUCACAAAGUUGCAUUUGAUUUUUUCUUCAUGAGAAAUUUUUUUAAAGUUAGAUUUAAGAGUUGCACUUUUGAUAUUGUGAACUUUAAACCAGUACCAUGAUAAUAAUUUGAAGUGUACCUAAUAUGCCUCAAAGAGAAGCUGUCUUUUUGAAAGUAGGAGUCACUGCAGUACCAAGUGAAAUAUAAAACUAUUGACAAGAAUAUAUUUAUCUAUGGAGAUUCUGCUCUGUUUAACAUUAAGGGAAAUCCUCUCUGCAGUGUGGGGAUGGAUUUAAAGGGAAUCUAAGUUCAAAACAAAAGUACUGUCAGCCCUAUGGAUCAAUGUUAUUGAUAUUAAUGGAACAGAUGAGAGCGACAUGGAGCAGAUUAUAGAUUAUCACGUGCAUCUGCUGCAGGAUUCCAGCCUGCAGCUGCAGCAGAGUUGGCCGGGAUUAUUCUGGGGUAAUUGGGGCAUUAUUUGAAUCGUGGUUGGGAUUAAAGCUGGAGCUGGUCCGCCCUGGCAGUAGACCUCUGCCGGCCGCAAUGUAGGUUAACUGGAUUGAGGAAAAAACAGCAGAAAUAUAGGUUAAAGCUAACUUUAGCUGGCUGCUCCCAGCAGAAGAGCCUUUUCGCUGCUAGAAAGCCUGCAUGAUUCAAAAUGUAAAAGUCAAACUGAAAUUUGUAUUCUCUUUUCUGAUGUCCCUGAUGUUCUUAAUUGUGAUAUUACACUUUGGAAAAACCUUCAACCUCCUGUGCUGCUUUCUUUUCAGGUUUCAGUGAAGUAUAACACUUUUCUGCAUGGGAAAGAGUUCUUUUUCUCUUAUCUGACAGCUUAAAAUAAACAACCAAACAAUGUAUAUAAGAAUACAAAUGAAAAAAUAUACUUCCAAGUAAAUCUCUUUGCUAAAAAUAACCCGUGCAGUGUAAACGUGCUGCAGUUCUUUGACUUGGACGCCGCUGUGUUCUUCCAGGCAGUCCUCUUUUUAGUUGGAUUCAUCUUCACCGCAGACAGAGCUGCUUAUUUCUUUUUUUCCCCAACAUAAUUGAAGUUCUUGAGUCAUCUGAGUGAGUCAUAGUGAGUCUGCCAACGUGUUUACUGUAACUACUUUCACUGCUCUGUUUGGCCACUUUGAGAACACCAGGGGGUGCUGUGGGGGAGGCAAACACUCUUAUCUCCAAGCAGACAGACAGUACCACUCUUAAGCGUGGUUCACAUGUAACAUGCUUAACAAGCUACAGUCUGGCACUUUGUUGUCUCCUCAUUUCUCUGCCUGUUUUAUUUAGUAAAUAUGUAAAAGCCAGACCUCAGACUGAUGUAAAAGCUGUUUUUAUGUCUGCUUCAGCAUCACAAAGUGUCAGAUUUAUACAAGAGAGGAGCACACAAAAGCAGAGGUCUAUUUUUGGACACGGCUGAGUGUUGUCUGGGUAAUUGGGUUUCUAGAUUUUGACAUGGAUACAAACAGGAUUAUUUUACCCCGGCUGAGCUUCAUCCUGCCGCACAUGAACCUGUACUCUAAAGAAAAAAGCUCUAGCCAAGUACAGUGUGCUGCAUAGUAUAAAAGCAUGUUCAUAUUGAGCCAAGACUGCACCACAGCGCUGGAAUUUUUUGGCUGAAGACAUCAAUAUUUGUCCAGUGAAUCAUCUAUUAAAUUUGGACAUGUCAUCCUGCUGAAUGCAGCUAAUAGCCUCACUUUGAAUGCCAUCACUCUCUUCUAAGCACAAAAACACUCAUCCUCUUCGCUGUUAUCUGGAGACAUGAGUUGAGCUCCUCGGACAUGUAUGAAAAAAGCUGGGGAAGUACUGUAGACUGAGGUUGUAAGCAGCUUUAAGAGCUGUCUAAAGAAGGCGUAGUUGUGACGUAUGUUGACAUAGUUAUGUAUGCUGUAAAGCUGGAGCAGAGGAGGAAAAAAGACUUGUAUUUUUAUUUCAUAACUGUCUUUUUUUAUUUCAGUUACUCUUGUUUUUUUAGUACUUUGUAUAAUUUA
Messenger RNA from Cheilinus undulatus (humphead wrasse), 4031 nucleotides. It is a transcript of the gene tmem184ba, whose product is annotated as transmembrane protein 184ba. Gene Ontology annotation, biological process: transport. The record is from RefSeq and is a predicted model, not a curated record. Bases 372 to 1625 code for a protein of 417 amino acids. The transcript is spliced from 9 exons. NCBI's taxonomy places the organism in Eukaryota, Metazoa, Chordata, Actinopteri, Labriformes, Labridae. Gene Ontology annotation, molecular function: transporter activity.